UUUAUUUUGUGAAUUAUUGAGAAAAUAAUAAAAUAUUUUAAGUUAAAGUUAUUACAACAUAAAGGAAGAGAAGGAGAAUAUUAACAGGGGUUUUAAAUCUGAAAUAGUGAAUUUGAAUAUGACUUCAAUUGGACUGAAAAACCCCGAGUGGGAUUUGAGCAAGAGCAAAUUCGAUGAAGUAGACGACCUACCUCUCAUGAGGUCUCCAGGCCCAGUUCUGAUGAUCCUGGCCGCAUACCUGAUCUUCGUGCUGAAGGUGGGACCAGCCUUCAUGAGGAAGAGAGAGGCGUACAAACUGAAGACGGCUUUAGUGUGGUACAACGGUGUGCAAGUCGUAUUAUCGGUGUUUUUGGUGAUAAAGUACGCAUACCUAAUAUACAGGAUGGGGCUGUUUCCAACAGCAUGUUACAUAGAACGAGACGAUAUGCGCAAUGAGGUUCUCGUGGGCAUUUGGUGGUACUUCGGCGCAAAACUGACAGAACUCCUUGACACAGUCUUCUUUGUGUUUCGUAAAAAGUACAGCCAGAUCACCUUCCUGCAUCUAUACCACCACACCAUCAUGGCUAUUGGUACUUGGAGUACGCUGAAGUACUUUCCCUCUCACCUGCUGUUCUUCGUGGGCUGUCUGAACUCUUUCGUCCACGUACUCAUGUACACGUAUUACGGCCUCGCCGCGUUCGGGGACAGAUUCGCCAAGUACUUGUCGUGGAAAAAGUACAUGACUAAAAUUCAAUUGAUACAAUUCGUAAUGAUCGUGUUCCAGUACGUUUACACGGUCAGAUCAUCAGAGUGUCCACCAUCAAGAGGCAUAGCCCUAUUCAUCACCGCCAAUACAAUUUUCAUCUUAUUCCUUUUCUUGAACUUCUACAGGCAAAGCUACACCAAAACUGCAAAGAAAACCACUCCUGGCUUAAAAAGUGACGCUAAUGGUGUUCACAGAUUGACAGAGAAUGCGAAAAAGGCAGAAUAAGUCUCAUUUAUCAGAGCAUGUGCAAGACUGUUUGUAAUUCUUUUAGGAUGUAAGGAAAGGGUGACAUUUAAUAAUGAUAAUGCGGUUUAAAAGAUAUCAAACAUUAAAGGGAACGUGUACACACGCCCACAUUGUUAACUAUCAAUUUCCGUUUUUGCUCUCGCUCUAAUCAAAUGACGAUUCUUUGCGAUAGAACGAGAUGCCAUGACUUUCAAUGGGCAGUUAACACUGUUGGUGAUAGUACAACCAACAACGAAGGUGGUGUCGACUGGCAAUAUUUUACCUAUUUUAUUAGUUGACAUUGACAUUGACAGAAAGCAGGAAAGUUCGUGGCGACCACUGAAGUAGCUGUGUGUCUAGCUGUUUCUUUAAAUUUUAU
Messenger RNA from Ostrinia furnacalis (Asian corn borer), 1349 nucleotides. RefSeq names its product elongation of very long chain fatty acids protein 4-like. Bases 119 to 970 code for a protein of 283 amino acids. Gene Ontology annotation, cellular component: endoplasmic reticulum membrane. Gene Ontology annotation, biological process: fatty acid elongation, monounsaturated fatty acid; very long-chain fatty acid biosynthetic process; fatty acid elongation, saturated fatty acid. NCBI's taxonomy places the organism in Eukaryota, Metazoa, Arthropoda, Insecta, Lepidoptera, Crambidae. The transcript has 6 exons. The record is from RefSeq and is a predicted model, not a curated record. Gene Ontology annotation, molecular function: fatty acid elongase activity.